Hypoxylon trugodes is the source of this 1391-nucleotide messenger RNA. Its product is annotated as t-SNARE. NCBI's taxonomy places the organism in Eukaryota, Fungi, Ascomycota, Sordariomycetes, Xylariales, Hypoxylaceae. Gene Ontology annotation, biological process: exocytosis; intracellular protein transport; vesicle fusion. The record is from RefSeq and is a predicted model, not a curated record. Gene Ontology annotation, cellular component: endomembrane system; plasma membrane; SNARE complex. Gene Ontology annotation, molecular function: SNARE binding; SNAP receptor activity. Bases 188 to 1114 code for a protein of 308 amino acids. The transcript is spliced from 3 exons.
CAGCUGCGAAUUGAUCUCGUCCAUCAAUUUCGUUCCUCUCCAAUUUCAAUUUCAAUUUCAAAUUUCUAUCCCUCUCACAUCAUCACACGACGAGUACACCGCUCACCAUCCGUCGCCACGACUCGAUCCGUAGACGACUAGGCUUUUUAGAUCUCAUAAGGGCGUGACGGUCUAAAUAACAGCCAUCAUGUCUUACGGUCAAUAUCAAAAUGACCCGUACCAGCAAGGUCCGCCGGCCGAGCAAGGUUACGGUUAUGACCAAGACCAUGAAUUACAAAACUAUCCUCAACAACAACCAGCAUCAGAUGUGCUCUCGCAGCAGGACUUCCUCGGCCGAAUUCAAUUCCUCCGCAACGAAAUUGGUACUCUCACAAACAAUGUCAGCUCGAUCGCAUCCCUGCACCAACGCGCUCUAGCCGAAUCCGACGGUGGUGCAGCCUCUCAGCAACUCGAACGCAUUAUCGCCGACACGCGAACUCUUAACUUAGGUAUUCGGGAUCAACUCAAGUUUCUAGCAAACGACGCCAACAAGACGACCGACGCUGGUCGCAGCGUGAAGCAGAGACAGGUCAAGGCAAUUAGAAACGAAUUUGACAGAGAGCUACGCAACUACAAUGCUGAAGAGACUUCCUACAAAGAACGGUAUCGCGACCAAAUUGCGCGCCAAUUCCGAAUUGUCAACCCCGACGCGACCGAGGAUGAGGUUCAACAGGCCACUCAAGCUGAUUGGGGCAACGAGGGUGUUUUCCAGACCGCUCUCCGAGCCAACCGUACCGGCCAAGCAUCUUCGGUUCUCGGCGCCGUACGCGCUCGCCACAACGAGUUGCAACGCAUCGAACAGACCUUAACGGAGCUCGCAGGCAUGUUCCAAGAUCUCGCUAUAUUGGUCGAGCAACAGGAUACCUACGUCCAGUCGGCCGAACAGAAUGCUACGAAGACGGCCGAGCAAAUCGACGUAGGAAACCAACACGUUAAGAAAGGCAUCGUCCACGCACGCAACCGCCGAAAGUGGAAGUGGUGGUGUCUAGUCAUCUGCAUUAUUAUCAUCGCUCUCGCCGUCGGUUUGGGUGUCGGUCUUGCGGCUCAGGGCGGAGCAUUUAAUAAAUCCUCCUAAAUCGAGGGAGCUUAAAUGCUUAGAAAUAUGAAUGGACUGAAACGCGUCUACUUUUCCCUUCGAACGGGGAGGUAAAUGCUCGCGACAAGAGUCAUCCAGGGCAUGCGGGUGAUGGAUCUUACGAAAAAAGUUAUAUUAAUUACUGACCUUUCCGUCUGAUAUCUAGGAGGCGGCGGACACCCUUCCGGCCUCCAGUCAGUUCAAGGGGAGGUGUGGAAAUCCUUAAUGCAUUGUUUCUCAUGUACGCAUAGUUUUUCUCGUGCGCAUUCUUCGCCGC